GCUUUAACAGACAGUAAUAAUGAAUACGAGGGGUGGUGUAAUCUGUAUGUCAUUCCGCUCCAUUUAUCUGUCUGGCAUGCGUGUGCGCAGUCCUUGUACGUGCGUGUGAGAUUCGUAGAAAUCGGUUUUACUCUUUAUAUUUUUUUUUUCGGGUUUCGUAAUUUGAAAACAAGGAUCUGUUUUCGUUUUCAUGAACUGGGUCAUCAACCUAAUCCCACAAGCCGGAGAAGGAAAUAAACAAUUGUAGGUAAACAUGUGCUAAGGUCCAUGUCCCAUGUUGGAGUAAACAAAACAUGUGGAUAGCAAGGUCUUAGGCUUUCAAGUCGGAGGUGGGAGAGACACAUAGAGAGAAGGGAGGAGGGAGCUUUUGUUUGACUUCUGCAGGAUGAGAGGUUGCAGACUAAUGGCUGCUGCAAGGUCGAGGUUGCUCUUCUUCUUGGCCAUCCUCUGUGGAGGAUUUCAUGUCACAUACUCUGCAACGGACACUAACGACGUUAAUGCGCUGAAUUCUCUAAAGGCUACAUGGAAAAACGUGCCUCCCAGCUGGAUGAGGUCGGAUGACCCGUGCGGUUUGCCAUGGGAAGGAAUCACUUGCAACAGCUCGAGGGUCACUGGCCUGGGGUUAUCGACUAUGGGAAUCAAAGGACAACUGACUGGUGACAUCGGGACCCUAACUGAGCUAAGAUCCUUGGACCUCUCCUUCAACAAAGGCCUCACAGGUCCCAUCUCAGCACAGAUUGGAAAUCUACGCAAGCUGAAUAUAUUAAUCUUAGCCGGUUGCGGACUGUCUGGCAUCAUUCCUGAUGAACUCGGAAACCUUACAGAGCUAACCUUCUUGGCUCUGAACUCAAACAACUUCACGGGUAAAAUUCCCCCUUCUCUGGGUAAACUGUCCAAACUCUACUGGCUCGAUUUGGCCGAAAAUCAGUUGACUGGACCUCUACCUGUUUCCACGGAUACUUCCCCCGGAUUGGACCAACUCCUCAAUGCAAAACACUUCCAUUUCAACAAGAACCAGCUUUCAGGUCCCGUUCCAGAAAAGCUGUUCAACGCAGAGAUGGUUCUGAUCCAUAUACUAUUCGACGGAAACCAACUCACUGGUCCUGUCCCGUCCACGUUAGGACUUGUCGAGCACCUUGAAGUUCUCCGACUGGAUCGGAACAAGCUUUCAGGAGAGAUCCCCCCGAUCUUUAGCAACUUCACGAGAGUCACUGAACUGAAUUUGGCGUUCAAUGAAUUCAGUGGGUCGAUUCCCGACUUAAGUGCCAUGACAGCCCUCAAUUACAUCGAUCUUAGUAAUAACUCGUUUGAUGCCUCUGAAGUUCCCAAGUGGUUCUCGACACUAUCAUCCAUCACUACCCUGGUUGUAGAGUAUGGAUCUCUUCAGGGACAAUUACCGCAGAAGCUCUUUAGCCAUCCCCAGUUACAGCAAGUGAAACUGAGAAACAACCACCUCAACGGAACUCUGAACAUUGCUGAUGACAUCAGCCCCCAGUUGCAGCUCAUUGAUUUGCAGAACAACCAAAUCUCCUCCCUGACGCUGGGAUCUUCUGGUUACACAAAGACGCUCAACUUGAUCGGGAAUCCAGUGUGCGCGAGUCUCUCAAACAACUACUGUCAGCUGCAGCAAAUAAGUUCAAAGCCCUACUCCACAAGCCUCACCCGUUGUGGGAGCAAGACAUGCCCGGUGGACCAAAAGCUCAGUCCCCAGAGCUGCGAGUGUGCUGUUCCUUAUGAGGGGACACUAUACUUCAGGGCUCCCUCCUUCAGGGAGCUUUCGAACGCUACUAUCUUCCAGGGACUCGAGACGAGCUUUUCCACAAAAUUGGGUCUAACUCCAGGCUCGGUGUCUCUUCAGAACCUCUUCUUCAAUCCCGAUGACUACCUCCAGAUGCAGCUCUCCCUGUUUCCAGCCAGCGGGAAGGAAUACUUUAACCACUCGGAGAUUCAGAGGUUUGGUUUCCAAUUGAGUAACCAAACGUACAAACCACCUAAGGAAUUCGGGCCCUACUACUUCAUUGCGUCUCCGUAUCCUUUCCCCGCUCAUUCGAAAAGUUCUCUCAGUACUGGGGUAAUAGCCGGGAUAGCCAUCGGCGGCUCCAUCUUAGUUCUUGUCCUUAUCGGGCUUGGAAUAUAUGCAGUUCGGCAGAAAAAGAGAGCGGAGAGGGCAAUUGAAAGUCACAAACCAUUUGCAUCUUGGGGAGCAGGCAGCGGAAAAGACAGUGGAGGCGCACCUCAGUUGAAGGGAGCACGAUGGUUCUCUUUCGAUGAGCUCAAGAAAUGCACUAACAACUUCUCGGAGAACAGCGAGAUCGGCUUUGGAGGCUAUGGAAAGGUCUACCGAGGAAUACUUUCAGAUGGGCAAGUAGUUGCAAUUAAGAGAGCGCAGCAAGGAUCGAUGCAGGGUGGGCUCGAGUUCAGGACUGAGAUCGAGCUGCUUUCCCGGGUCCAUCACAAGAACCUCGUGGGCCUUGUCGGGUUCUGCUUCGAACAAGGAGAGCAGAUGCUCGUCUAUGAAUUCAUGCCUAAUGGGACACUUAGGGAGGCCUUGUCAGGGAAAUCGGGCAUAUACCUCGACUGGAAGAGGAGACUCCGAGUCGCUCUUGGCUCUGCCAGAGGGCUAGCUUACCUCCACGAGCUUGCAAACCCUCCCAUAAUCCACAGAGAUGUUAAAUCAACAAAUAUCUUACUGGACGAGAAUUUGACAGCCAAGGUCGCCGACUUCGGCCUGUCUAAGUUAGUCUCAGACAGUGAGAAGGGGCAUGUUUCUACUCAAGUCAAGGGCACAUUGGGCUACCUCGAUCCGGAGUACUACAUGACACAGCAGCUGACAGAGAAAAGUGAUGUCUACAGUUUCGGGGUAGUCAUGCUAGAACUGAUAUCCGCCAGGCUCCCGAUCGAGAAGGGCAAGUACAUCGUCCGCGAGGUUCGACUAGCUAUGAACAGGAAGGAUGAUGAGUACUAUGGGUUAGGUGAGAUAAUGGACCCCUCCAUCAGAAAGGCUGGAUACCUUGUCGGCUUCAGUAGAUUCCUUGAGCUUGCGAUGCAGUGCGUGGAGGAGUCAGCCGGUGAUCGUCCCACAAUGAGCGAAGUGGUCAAGGCUAUCGAGACCAUCUUGCAGAACGAUGGGGUGGGCUCGAACCCGACGUCUGCAUCCUCCUCAGCCACAGACUUUGGGACAUCGAAGGGCGUUCCGAGACAUCCUUACAAUGAUGGCCUGCCCAAGAAGGAUACCGGUUACAGCGAUUCUUUCGACUACAGCAGCGGUUACAACCUGUCUACUAAGAUCGAGCCGAAGUAGUAGGACGCUUCCGGUCUUCCUUGCUUGGAUUUUUUUAUUUGAGUUUCCUUCACGGUGCAAUUUUUGUAUGUAAUAUAACUUUGUUUUCGAUUUUAAGGAGGAAUUCAACGUUCCGCGUUUAGUGUGGAUCUUUUAUACAUGCAGAGUUAAGCGAAUUGUAACAAAACAAGUUUGCUGCUUUUGUACGGGUUGCUGCCUUCAACAAUACUUCCAAAUCUUGAAUAUAUCGAUACAAGUCCUUUCAUUUA
Punica granatum (pomegranate) is the source of this 3549-nucleotide messenger RNA. The record is from RefSeq and is a predicted model, not a curated record. Lineage: Eukaryota; Viridiplantae; Streptophyta; Magnoliopsida; Myrtales; Lythraceae.